AUGGAGUUAAGGCGUCAUCAGUCGGUCUUGACUGAAACUUCCAAACGAGCCCUUGCAACGAACAAGGGCCAAUCAGAGACUUUGAAGUCUACAUUUGGAACACUUGAGAGUGACUUUAAAGCAAAAUGCCACAUAGUGAACGCCGAGCAAGCGAGGUUUGUUCGUAUGAUAAAGACGAAGCUUCCAGCGAUUAAGGUGGCUUACAAUGAUGAAACUGGAUCGACUCGUCGCCAGUUUUCUCCAUCCUCAACGCCCCCCAUCUCCCCACCGCUUGAAAGGAAAACGUCAGGUCUACCGUCUCUGAAUCAAGGGCAUACACCUCUUGCUCGUCGAAGAUCCAGAUCGUUCUCAGACUUGGUACAAGCAGUUAAAGAACAAGAAAAACUAGCGCUGGAGAAGAUGACUCGACAUAAAUCUGCUGAACAUCUUCAAGAAAACGAAGGAGGAAACGAGCAAAGAAUGAGCAUUGGAAAUCGGCCAAGGAGUCACUCAGACAUUGACCACUCAUGGGACUUUUACGCCGCUAAACAGGGUGAAGACGGUAGCAAAUGCUUACACUUGAGUCUACCCCGUAGACAGAAAUCAUUUGAACAUAUUCGAUUAAUAGAGGGUGAAAACGAACACAGGAAAGUUGUGGGGAAUCGACCAAGAAGUCUCUCGAAUAUAGAACAGACACGGAACUUAAACGUUGACAAACAUGAACAAGAAAGUAAAAAACGCUAUUUAAGUAUACCCGUUCGAAAGCAGUCAGCACCGAUUUCUCCGGUGCUUACUUUGAAAUCGCACACGUACACCCACGCUGAAACUCGUGAGUUGACGAACAAGAAACCGCUUUCUAAACAACUGGAAGAUGUAAAAGAUUUACGGUAUUUAAGAUCUGGAAAGUACUCAAGCGAGACCAUGGACAUGAAUUCGAACAUGAGCAAUGAUUCACCUGAAUGGUAA
Porites evermanni is the source of this 945-nucleotide messenger RNA. Lineage: Eukaryota; Metazoa; Cnidaria; Anthozoa; Scleractinia; Poritidae. The record is from the annotation of a GenBank genome assembly.